Molecule: messenger RNA, 532 nt
Organism: Oreochromis niloticus (Nile tilapia)
Lineage: Eukaryota; Metazoa; Chordata; Actinopteri; Cichliformes; Cichlidae
Gene: rpl36a
Product: ribosomal protein L36A
Exons: 6
Coding region: 152-472 (106 amino acids)
Biological process (GO): translation
Cellular component (GO): ribosome
Molecular function (GO): structural constituent of ribosome
Source: RefSeq, a predicted model, not a curated record
CAUAUCAGCCUUCUGGACAGUUUUGUUGAUAAGUGGAAGCGGGCUAAACAUUAAUGGGGCAGACCUCUCUACGGCUGAGGUCGACUACGGCGACUUUAAGAACUGCUUCCGGCCUCCUUCUUCCUCUUUCCCUCUGCAUCGGGUUGCAGCCAUGGUGAACGUCCCGAAAACCCGCAGGACCUUCUGCAAGAAGUGCAAGAAGCACCAGCCCCACAAAGUUACCCAGUACAAGAAGGGGAAGGAUUCUCUUUAUGUACAGGGUAAGAGAAGAUACGACAGAAAGCAGAGUGGGUAUGGUGGUCAAUCUAAGCCGAUUUUCCGAAAAAAGGCUAAGACUACAAAGAAGAUUGUGUUGAGGCUCGAGUGUGUGGAGCCCAACUGCAGAUCCAAGAGAAUGCUGGCCAUCAAGAGAUGUAAGCACUUCGAGUUGGGUGGUGACAAGAAGAGAAAGGGCCAGGUCAUCCAGUUCUAAACUGUGGUCCAGUCUUAUGAAUGAAGUUGUCACUAUUUUCAAUAAAUGGAUCCAAACAUA